CCGGAGCCACUUCCUUUUCAUUCGCCAGUGUCCUACGCGACUCUGCACGCUUUCAGUUGCGGCCGUCAAUCGCAAACCUGGAUUAUAAAACGUACAAAACUGACCUCGUACACCACAGAACUAUUUCCAUAAGGACCUAGAUCAGCCCCCCCCUGGAGACAUGUCGCGGUUCUUCGCCACCGGCUCCGACAGUGAGUCGGAGGAAUCCUCGUCUGCGGACGAGAUCACCCCCAAAACAUCGGGACCCAACUUCAGGCAGUCGCUGUUGCUUAGCGAUGAUGAGGAGGACACCAAGAGGGUUGUUCGCAGUGCCAAGGACAAGAGGUUCGAGGAGCUGACCAACCUGAUCAAGACCAUCCGGAACGCCAUGAAGAUCCGAGACAUGGCGAAGUGCCUGGAGGAGUUUGAUCAGCUGUGUCGAGCGUUCCUCAAGAGUAAAACUAUAGUGGACAAGGAGGGGGUGCCCCCCUUCUACAUCCGCCUGCUGGCUGACCUCGAGGACUACCUUAACCAGCUGUGGGAGGACAAGGAGGGCAAGAAGAAGAUGAACAAGAACAACGCCAAGUCUCUGAGCUCCCUGCGGCAGAAGAUCCGCAAGUACAACCGCGACUACGAGACGGAGAUCGCUGCCUACAAAGAGAAUCCCCAAGAGUCCGCCGAUGAGGAAGAGGAGAAAGAGGUGGAGGAAUCGGGCUCUUCUUCGGGUAGUAGUGAUGAUGAGGAGGAGGGAGGAGAGGGCAUGACAGCUAAGAACUUCCUGAAGAAGGAGGCCGUACCUGAGGCCAACAAGUUCCUUAAGGGGGCCAAGGGUUCUGGGGAUGAGGCUUCAUCAAGUGAUGAUGAGGAUGAUGAAGACUGGGGUGAGGACUCGGAGGACAGCGGCAGUUCGAGCUCCGAAGAUGGAGAGGGAAAGAGCUCAUCGCUCGCCUGCCGCUUCCUCAAGAAGACCCAGGAGGGAGAGAAGGGUCUGGACAAGAAGCGUGAGCAGAGGAAGAAGAAGCAGAAGAAGGAGCGCCUAGAGGAGGAGGCGGAGGAGGAGGCCGGCGAGGAGGGCGAGGGAGGCUGGGAGAAAGUCAAGGGCGGCGUUCCUCUGGUAAAGCCCAAGAUGUUCGCCAAGGGAACCGAGAUCAACACGACCGUGGUGGUGAAGAAGCUCAACGAGAUCCUGCAGGCCAGAGGAAAGAAGGGAACUGACAGAGCGGCCCAGAUCGAGCUGCUCCACCUGCUGGCUGGUAUCUCAGGCGAGCACAACCUGGGCCAAGGCAUCCUGGUCAAGAUCAAGUUCAAUAUCAUCGCCUCCCUCUACGACUACAACCCCAACCUGGCCGCGUUCAUGAAGGCGGACAUGUGGAAGAAGUGUUUGGAGUGCAUCGAUGAGCUGUUGGACAUCCUGUUUGAAAACAGCAACAUCUUCAUCGGGGAGAACAUCGCCGAGGACAGCGAGAACCUGGCCAUAAUCGAGUCACAGCCCUUCAGGGUGCGAGGGUGUAUCCUGACGCUCGUGGAGAGAAUGGACGAGGAGUUCACCAAGAUCAUGCAGAACACAGACCCCCAUUCCCAAGAGUACGUGGACAACCUGAAGGACGAGGGACACGUGUGCGGCAUCAUCGACCGCCUGCUGUCCUACCUGGAGACCAAGGGCAGCACGGAGGAGGUGUGCCGCAUCUACCUGCGCCGCAUCAUGCACACCUACUACAAGUUUGACUACAAGGCCCACCGACGCAGCCUCGGCCUAGUGGCAGAGACCAAGUCUGAGCAGGACCAGGAGGAGAGCGAGGGCGAGGACAGUGCCAUCAUCAUGGACCGCCUCUGCAAGUUCAUCUACGCCAAGGACCGCACCGACCGCAUCAGGACCUGCGCCAUCCUCUGCCACAUCUACCACCACGCACUGCACUCCCGCUGGUACCAGGCCCGCGACCUCAUGCUCAUGAGCCACCUGCAGGACAACAUCCAGCACGCCGACCCGCCCGUACAGAUCCUGUACAAUAGAACCAUGGUGCAGCUGGGGAUCUGCGCCUUCCGCCAGGGCAUGAUCAAGGACGCCCACAACGCCCUGCUGGACAUCCAGUCGUCCGGCCGCGCCAAGGAGCUGCUGGGACAGGGCCUGCUGAUGAGGAACAUGCAGGAGAGGAACGCAGAGCAGGAGAAGAUCGAGAAGAGGAGACAGGUGCCGUUCCACAUGCACAUCAACCUGGAGCUGCUGGAGUGCGUGUACCUGGUGUCGGCCAUGUUGCUGGAGAUCCCCUACAUGGCGGCGCACGAGUUUGACGCCCGGCGACGCAUGAUCAGCAAACAGUUCCACCACCAGCUCCGAGUGGGGGAGAGACAGCCGCUGCUGGGCCCCCCAGAGAGCAUGAGGGAGCACGUGGUGGCUGCCAGUAAGGCCAUGAAGAUGGGCGACUGGCGCACCUGCCACUCGUUCAUCAUCAACGAGAAGAUGAACAGCAAGGUGUGGGACCUGUUCCCCGAGACCCAGUGCGUCAGGGAGAUGCUCGUCAGGAAGAUCCAGGAGGAGUCGCUGAGGACCUACCUGUUCACGUACAGCAGCGUGUACGACUCCAUCAGCAUGGGCACUCUGUCCGAGAUGUUUGAGCUGGAGCUGGCCAUGGUCCACUCCAUCAUCAGCAAGAUGAUCAUCAACGAGGAGCUCAUGGCGUCUCUGGACCAGCCCACCCAGACGGUGGUGAUGCAUCGCACGGAGCCCACCUCCCUGCAGAACAUGGCGCUGCAGCUGGCGGAGAAGCUGGGCGGCCUGGUGGAGAACAACGAGCGCGUGUUCGACCUCAAGCAGGGCGUGUACGGAGGCUACUUCAACCGAGACCAGAAGGGCUCCUACCAACAGAAGCAGGGAGGCUACCAGAGAGAAAACCGCGGAGGUUACCAGCAGCGGCAGGGUGGUUACCGGGGUGGAGACGGCCAGCGGGGCGGAGGCUACCAGGGGGGGUACCGGGGCGGGUACCAGGGAGGCAACCGCGACGGCAACCAGGGAGGCAACCGCGACGGCAACCAGGGUGGCUACCAGGGCGGGUACCGGGGCGGGUACCAGGGAGGGAACCGCGACGGGAACCGCGACGGGAACCGCGACGGGAACCAGGGAGGCAACCGCGACGGCAACCAGGGUGGCUACCAGGGCGGCUACAAGGGAGGCUACCAGGGCGGCUACCAGGGGGGCUAUCAGCGUGGCGGCGGCGGCGGUGGCGGCGGCUACGGCGGCUACAGGAACCACCAGAACCGGGACCAGAGCAACUACUAGACGACCCCCUGCCUCCUGAACCCAGACCGCCUGAAGACCCAUACUCUCCUCUCCAAGCCUCCUUUUCUACACUGGCGGGCUUUUAUUAUGUGAUGACGGUGUUUGAAGUGCGGCCAUUGUACCGCAACCAGAUCACAGUGAACUAUUCCUAUUGGUUGAUAAAUAAACUGUUCAACCCAAUUAUACCGUGU
Molecule: messenger RNA, 3444 nt
Organism: Gadus chalcogrammus (walleye pollock)
Lineage: Eukaryota; Metazoa; Chordata; Actinopteri; Gadiformes; Gadidae
Gene: eif3c
Product: eukaryotic translation initiation factor 3, subunit C
Exons: 24
Coding region: 161-3253 (1030 amino acids)
Biological process (GO): translational initiation
Cellular component (GO): eukaryotic translation initiation factor 3 complex
Molecular function (GO): RNA binding; translation initiation factor binding; translation initiation factor activity
Source: RefSeq, a predicted model, not a curated record